Molecule: messenger RNA, 1194 nt
Organism: Tinamus guttatus (white-throated tinamou)
Lineage: Eukaryota; Metazoa; Chordata; Aves; Tinamiformes; Tinamidae
Source: RefSeq, a predicted model, not a curated record
UACAAGGGCUUGGACAUCAUCACCAACAAGGCGUCCCCCCAGGAGCAGCGGCUCUGCAGGCACCACAUGAUCAGCUUUGUGGAUCCCCUCGUCUCCAACUACACCGUGGUGGAUUUCAGGGACAGAGCCGGCCCCCUCAUUGAAGAUAUCUUCGCUCGAGACAAGAUCCCGAUCGUCGUGGGAGGAACCAACUACUACAUCGAGGCCUUGCUCUGGAAGGUCCUCGUGGACACCAAGGUACUGCCGUGGGGCUCCGGGGAAGGGGGGUUGGAUCGCAGGGAACGUCUGCGGUUCCCUUUGCCGGAGCCCCCAGGGCUGCCGGGGAGAUGGCAAAGCUCAUCCUCAGCCAGCCCCUGAGCUCUGUCUGCCUCUGCUUCCAGGAGCCUCCAAGUGUUUGAAGAGACGGGGAUCCCCCACAGUGAAAUCUUGCAGCAGCAGCAGCAGGAGGAAGGUGGGGGGCCCUUGGGGGGACCCUUGAAAUACCCACAUUCCUGCAUCCUGUGGCUUCACGCGGACCAGGCAGCUCUGGAUGAGCGGCUGGAGAAGCGGGUGGAUGACAUGCUGGCCGCAGGGCUGCUGGAGGAGCUGCGCGACUUCCACCGGCGCUACAACCGGGAGAAGGUGGCCGAGAACCGCCAGGAUUACCAGCACGGCAUCUUCCAGUCCAUUGGCUUCAAGGAGUUCCACGAGUACCUCGUCAGCGAGGGGAAUUGCUCACCCGAGACCAGCGCCCUGCUACUGCGAAAAGGGAUCCAGGCUCUGAAGCAAGUAACCAAGAGAUACGCUCGGAGGCAGAACAAAUGGGUCCGAAACCGCUUCCUCAAACGCCCUGGCCCUAACGUGCCCCCGGUGUAUGGCUUGGAGGUGUCUGAUCUCUUGAGGUGGGAGGAGGAUGUGCUGAAACCAGCUCUAGAGAUUGUGGAGAGCUUCAUCCAGGGACGAGAGCCGCCAGCGGAGCCCGUCAGGAUGGAGUGCGACGUCCACGAGAACAAGCGGAGCCAUCGUGUCUGCGAGGUCUGCGACAGGGUCAUCAUCGGGGACCGCGAGUGGGCAGCUCACACCCGAUCCAAAUCCCAUCUGCACCAUCUGAAGAAGAGGCAGAAGCUGGAGGCCGCCAGCCGCGCUGCGGGCAGCGACGGGGACGGUGACAGCACAGAGCCCUCGGCAGAGGACAGUGUCUCCCCUUCGCUGUAG